CUGCUGCAAAGUGUUGCUGUAUCCAAAUAACAGAGAUAUGUUCAUUUUUACACAUAUAAUCAGUAUUAAUAAGAGAAACUAUAUACACUGUGGCCAUGAACGAAUCACCUAGUGAUGAAACAGAUUAUGGAAACAAGUCUAUAUCUACGUCAGCAAACGGUGAAGCAGCCAGUCGCAAAGGCCAAGCCAAGCUUCCACCAUCCACUCAGUCUGACAUAUCUAUGAAACAUUUUUUAGACUUUUUAUCAACAGCAUACAGACUAAAUGAUGCCCUGGAAAACUAUCCCUUAGAAACAUUUAAGAAGUGUAACACAAUUGACUGGAAUCAACUCAAUACUUGUGCAUUUGUCUCAGAGCUUUUUCAGAAUAGUUUAACUGACAAACAAUUUCAUAGAAAGAGCUGUGAUAAAGAUCAUGAUUAUUUAACAGAGGAGGCUGACAAUUGCAAUGGAACCAAACAAAAUGGUGCUGGUAUUACUUAUUGUGAUAAUUCCCAGCAGGUUGAUCAGAGUAUCAGUAACAGACCGACUGAGGAGUGUAAGCCUAUUGUCAAGCAGAAUUACAAGAGAGGUGAGAAACACAAACGUGGACGAUCUGCCAGUUUGGGGGGGAAUAACAUCAGUAAUAGAGGAGACAAAAGUAAAUUGGAUAAAAGAAGAAGUAGUUUUACAAAAAAGGACAAUACAGAAACAAAAACAAAAAACCGCACUGAAGUUAACAUUGCGGAGCGACAGGUGAAACGGAAACUAAGUGAAGUUUUACAAGAGGGUAUUUUAGAUUCUGUUUUGCCCUAUGUUAUUCCUAAGCAAAAUAGUAACUUGUCUCCAAAAAAACCUCUAUCUGUUUUGGACAAGAAAAAUGGACAUGACAAGAUUUCUACACCUUCUAGCCAAAGUAAAAAUAAUAUUGCAGUAUAUCAUUCAAAAAAGCAGAACUAUUUGUCAACAGAAAACAACAAGGAUUCAGCCAAGGACAUCGAAGUAGAAAUUCAUGUAUGUGAUGAAGUAAAAAAUAUGAAGAAAGACUUUCGUUGCUCACAGAAACUGCUGGUUUCCAAAAUGGGAUAUUUUGCAGAAGUGACCACAGGUCAAAAUUUGGAAGAUAUGGAUAUAUCAGUUCAUUGUGAUAUAACAAUAUUUGAGUGGCUAAUGCGAUGGGUGAAGAAAGAUCCAGCGAGGCCAGAGUUAACCCCUCAGCUAGAUGCUGCAAAUGUAAUUCCUGUUCUUGUAUCAGCAGCAUUUCUUCAGAUGGACCCUCUCUUGAAUGACUGUUUGCAUUUUUGCCAAGAGCACAUAAAUGAUAUUUUAAGACUGGCAACCAAUUUGUCAUGUUUAAAUGACAGCAUAAUUACAAGGUUAGCGAAUCAAUUCACAAACAUAGAAAUAGAAGAGAUGAGAGAUAAAAGAGACAAACUCCAAUCUAGAUUAUUCUGCAAGUUGAUAGCAUUUCUUGGUGACCCAGAGCCUGAUCACAAGCGGGGACAUUUUGCUUCGCUGGCAUAUAUAUUUGAGUGUGCACAUUGCCACAAAUUGUUGCCUCAGAGCCUCAGUACUCUGGUCAGUUGCUGUCCAUCCAGUAACCGUAUCAACUCACUGGGCCACAUACAAGGAAUACAUAUCAGGAACCCAGAUUGGAGUGUGACUGAGCUGAUCAAACAAAUCCGCAGUGAAUUAGGCAGUUGGCGUGGGGUCUACUGGAGACUUUGGGCCCAGUGCCAUUGGCUCCUGUGUUCUGUCUGUCAUGUCUACUACCCUGUCUCUCAGUCGGACUGGUGUUGUUAUCAUUCUGACUCACCUCAGUUCUUCAUAAUGGAACAGCAUCGUACAAUGUCUUUUCCCAUAGGGAGAUAUCCUUGCUGUGGAGAGAGAGCGUAUCGCUUUGAGGUAUUACAGAGUUCAAAUGGCUGCACAUACAGAUCUCAUGUCCCUAUAGUUGAUUCAAAUAUAAGUUUUGCAAUCCAAAAGAUCUUCCAGACGUAUCGACACGCCAUUGCUUUAGAUCCCCCACAUACAGUCUUCCAAGAGCGCCUUACCCGCUUAGUCAGGUCUAAUAGAGACAACAGUAAUCUAGAAGACAACAAAGACUGUGUGCCAAACACCUCACUCUGGUGGCAAGGACUAGAAUUAGCUCCUUCGCUCAAUAAGACUGCUUUAAUUUCCCGUAUAUGGGAGAAGCCAAAGGAAUCUAAAGCCAAAGUUAAUUGGAUGGAGAGCUGUGUUCAAGUGACUGGACAUUCACAAGUCUACAGUGAGGUGUCUGGAUCCAGUGAGAAUGCUACUAGUUCACCAGAUGAUACAGAAAGAGAUUCUUCUCCCAGUCUUGGGGAAGACAACUCAGAAGAUUCUCUUCUCUGUAAUUCUCCUGUUCAUAAAACCAGCAAAAAGAACUGUUCCAUGUUUGUGUAUUGUCCAAACCAGCCAAACCAAUGGUUAGCACGUUAUUCAACUCGCUAUAACCAGGACAGUCUACGCGACUAUGAGGAGUGGUCCUUGAGCACUGUGGUGAGCCUGCUGUCCCGGAGACACGGAGAUCUGUACCAGCGCGGUAACAAUCGAGGCAAGUGGGGACCACACAUCACACCUUUGGGUGGGACAUAUAUCCGGUUGGAAGCACAAUGGCGGGAGGGACAUAUGCAUCUUUACCAGGGAGGACGAGUGCCUGUUAUUUCCAAUCCCAGGAGCCGAUCAAUUGUAUCUUCCCGAGCUCGUCCUCGGAGUAAUCUUCGCUAACUUUUCAAUAAAUAUAUUAAAUUUUAAUACAAAAGUAAAUGUUUUCUGUAAAAUUUAUUAAGAACUUUGUGAGUACAAUAAUAUGCAAGUAU
Messenger RNA from Homalodisca vitripennis (glassy-winged sharpshooter), 2821 nucleotides. RefSeq names its product SANT and BTB domain regulator of class switch recombination-like. The transcript has 12 exons. The record is from RefSeq and is a predicted model, not a curated record. Lineage: Eukaryota; Metazoa; Arthropoda; Insecta; Hemiptera; Cicadellidae. The coding region runs from base 96 to 2729 and encodes 877 amino acids.